This is a messenger RNA of Tupaia belangeri chinensis (Chinese tree shrew), 2019 nucleotides long. It is a transcript of the gene CA14, whose product is annotated as carbonic anhydrase 14. Gene Ontology annotation, molecular function: zinc ion binding; carbonate dehydratase activity. Gene Ontology annotation, cellular component: plasma membrane. The record is from RefSeq and is a predicted model, not a curated record. The transcript has 11 exons. NCBI's taxonomy places the organism in Eukaryota, Metazoa, Chordata, Mammalia, Scandentia, Tupaiidae. The coding region runs from base 720 to 1733 and encodes 337 amino acids.
GUCCUUGACUUCCCACCUUCUACCUGUACCCUAAGUCCCCAACUUGUCAUCUCUCUCCUAACUCUGCCCUUCCUGAACUUAUUCUAAGGCAGUUCAGAUUCUGCCGGGGAUUGGGGACAGGUCCUCCAACCCAAGAAUCUGCUCCUCAGAGGAGAAGCCAGACGGGAAUGAGAACACCGUGUCCUCUCAAGGGGGCUGGAUUGGACCCCAAAGCCCCUCUUCCCUGCCCCCACCUGUUCCAGCAGACACCCGUCUGAGCAGCAUCUGUGCGAGUAGCUGAGGAAGGAAGAGUUCACCCCAGCUGGGUUCCUGAGCCUGGGCCAGGGCUCCGGUGAACCCUGUGGUGCUCCAGCCCCCAGCCGGGCCAUCCUGCGUGCUUAAUCGCUAUUUAAGGAGCCAUUCGCCAGCGGCCCAGGCAGCACCCCCGCCCCAUGUACACUCGUCCAGAGCCACCUUAAAAGCGGGAGGCAAUUGUGAAGUCGCUGGCCAGCAGUGGAGUGGAGACUGAGGGAGAUACACAGAAAGGGCAGGGAAGGCAGUGAGAAGUUUGUCCUGCAGACCCAAAACCCACCGUACUCUGCUGAAAAUCAGAUCCUCUGGAAGCCCGCAGAGCACAGAGAUAGCAAGAGAGAAGUACACUCAAGGCCAGGGACUCGUUCCUCUGCCUCCCUCCUCCACUAGUCCCCAACUCAAGUUCCCGCACCCCUUCCCGGGAUACCAUGUUGAUCUUCGCCCUCCUGCUGGAGGUGAUUUGGCUCCUGGCUGCUGACGGUGGUCAACACUGGACGUAUGCGGGCCCACAUGGUCAGGACCACUGGCCAGCCUCUUACCCUGAGUGUGGAAGCAAUGCCCAGUCCCCCAUCGAUAUCCAGACAGACAGUGUGACAUUUGACCCCGAGUUGCCUGCUCUGCAGCCCUAUGGAUAUGAGCAGCCUGGCACUGAGCCUCUGGACCUGCACAAUAAUGGCCACACAGUGCAACUUGCUCUGCCCCCUACCCUGUAUCUGGGCGGGCUUCCCCAGAAGUAUGUAGCUGCCCAGCUGCACCUGCACUGGGGUCAGAAAGGAUUCCCAGGGGGAUCAGAACACCAGAUCAACAGUGAAGCCACAGCUGCAGAGCUCCACAUCGUACAUUAUGACUCUGAUUCCUACGACAGCUUGAGCGAGGCUGCCCAGAUGCCGCAGGGUCUGGCUGUCCUGGGCAUCCUAAUUGAGGUGGGGGAGACAAAGAAUGCAGCUUACGACCACAUUCUGAGUCAUUUGCAUAAAAUAAGACACAAAGAUCAGAAGACCUCAGUGCCUCCCUUCAGCGUGAGAGAGCUGCUCCCCCCACAGCUGGGGCAGUUCUUCCGUUACAACGGUUCGCUUACCACUCCGCCCUGCUACCAGAGUGUGGUCUGGACAGUUUUCCAUCGGAGGGCCCAGAUUUCAAUGGAACAGCUGGAACAGCUUCAGGAGACACUGUUCUCCACAGAAGAGGAGCCCUCUCAGCUCCUGGUACAGAACUACCGGGCCCCCCAGCCUCUCAACCAAAGAACUGUCUAUGCUUCUUUCAUCCAAGUGGGAUCCUUAUAUACCACAGGUGAGAUGGUGAGUCUAGGUGUGGGAAUCCUGUUCGGCUGUCUCUGCCUCCUGCUGGCUGUUUAUUUCAUCGCCAGAAAGAUUCGGAAGAAGAGGCUGGGGAACCGGAAGAGUGUGGCCUUUACUUCAGCACGAGCUGCCGCUGAGGCAUAAAGGCCCUCUCAGAUUUUGUGGAUGCCUUUCCCUCACGCCUAUCAGGGAGCCUCGAAAAUGGGGUGCAGGGACUGGCCAGGACAUACUGUAGUAGUUGGCAGACACCCCUCCUUCAUCCGUUCAUCCGCUACAGAAGAGUAUGGACCCAGACUCUCAUGCAGGGGACACAGCGGAGCCUUCAGCUUCUCAACACAUGCAGGAGAUCAGGGCACGCCUUUGUUACCGCUGAGGACAAACUGCGUCUAGUUUGGGAAGUUGGGGAUGUGCCUCAAUGUCCCUGGCCUCU